AUGGACUGGGAUAGAAAUGGCCAAAUUCUGGGCAUAAUCGACGAUGAAACUCAUUAUAUCUACGUUUGGGAGGCCUGUUCACUAAAAUUAAAUAGGUUUCCGACAAAUUUUAAGGAAAAUAUUAGCACUAUUGCCUGGUCCAAGGUGGACGAAAGAUUUGCAGUUGGCACUUCAAAAGGGAAUAUGCUGAUCUGUGACUGGAAUACGAAAAAAAAAUAUCCGGUCCUAGGUGUGCACACGCGCCGAAUUUUAGCUGUUGUUUGGAGUUUUACAGGGCUAUUGGCAACUACUGGCGAGGAUAGAGUUCUAUCUCUUAGCUCCAUUGACGGUAAUCCUAUCAAACAAGUAGAACUUGAAGGUAUACCGAGGAAUGUGAUCUUCACUCACACAUCAUUGUCGAAGUUUGGACGCAAUGAAGAUAAUGCGGUUAGCUGUAUUGUUAACCAGAAUCAGUUACUCGUUUGGAAAUUUCAUGAAGACGUACAGCCAAUCUCUUACACUUUCAAUGGUCUAUGUGGUGAUGUUGUGGCGCACGUAUGGCAAGACAUGGAAUGUGUCAUUGUCGGAUUUUCUGAGGGCAGCCUCGCGCUUAUAUCCAUGGUCGAAUCCGACGCAGGAAAGGAACUCCUUAGGAUUCGAGAGUAUGGUGAAAAUUUACUUGCACUUGCUGUCUCACCGGAACUCCAGCUGUUCGCUACCGCCAGUGAUAAAAGUGUUAAGGUUCAUGAGAAAAACAAAUUGAACGAAGUAAUUGCGGUAGUGGAGUUGGAUGACAUGGAUGUGGUGGGAGACUUACAUUCGUCACCGCUGCCCCACCCGCAGAAUCCUUUUGCGUGCUCUUUGGGAUGGUCUGAGGACGGACAGCUAAUGGGCAUCAUUUCAUCCAGGAACGUUCUCCAUGUUUUUAUAAGUCAGAUGCCCUUAAUGAGUGAUGUUUCCUCUGCGGGAAUUGUAGCCAGAUUUACAUCUCUUCUCGAAAUCACUUUGGAACCAUUAUGUAUUGAUAUGAAGUGUGAUCAGUUGGCUUCUCGUGUCAUCCCCAUAUGUGUGGAACCCACCUUUAUGGGAAUCGGCCCUAGUCAUUUAGCUGUUGGAUUCGAUAGCACCACCUAUUUCUACAAUAUAUCAAAUAAAGGAGAUACGCAGGUUGUCUGCGAACGCACUUAUCCAGAGCCCAUAAAGGCCAUCAAACUGAAUAGUAAUUACGCGGCUACAGGCACCAUCGGAGGCCGUAUCAUCUUUCACUGGAUUGAAUCAACUAACUGUCCUGCAAAAAUGCAAGCAUCAGGCAGUAAUGAAGGCAGGUACAAUCACGUGUACGGUGGAGGAAAGUCGGAAGCUCAAUUUCCGCUGGAUAAUUCGAGGAAGGAGAAGACUCUCCCAGAGAUUGGUGAACGAGUAAUCAGUUUUGAUCUCUCGGACGCUUUGCUAAGCUAUUCGGUCGAUUCUGGGAAACUAUACCAGUUCCAUAUUGGUGAAUGGGCCAUUGUCAAUACAUACGAACAUUACUGUCAAAUAACUUCACUGUCCUCCACCAAGUGCGGACGCGUACUCGCCCUUACCGACGCACAGCAUGAUGCGUACAUUUUUAACUCGGCCUUCUCAACCCUUGUCGAAGUUCCGAAUUCCCCUAUUGAUAUAAGUAGCGUUCUCUGGGAUUUCAAUGAUUGCGAGAAUACAUGCAUGUUGACAUUUGUGGAAAAGCGGAUAGAGACAGUGAAUCAAAACUUACACGACAGUGAAAGGUGUUGGAAUAAAGACGCAAGACAUAAUACCCCGUUCCAAAAUGGUGAGUGUCGUUUACUUGAUCGUAUGCAUCCACCGCUCAACUACACUCCUCUUGGCUUUUUUGCCGAGGACGUCUGUUUCUUAACCCAGCGUGGUAGUUUAGUCCACGCCACUCUUCCCAUUCACACAUUCAGAAACUACGCAUCCUCCAGAGCAGGAUCUGAUGUUGCUUCGGAAAGUGCACCAUGUGAGCGUGAUAAUGAGCACAGCGCUUCUCGCACAAAGUUGGAGAAAGUUAAGGAUGGAAAAAGUAAACUUCAAGACAAUACUCUUAUUGCGCAUUUUGAGAAAACUCUGUACGCCGGCGCUUUCGAAGAUGCUUUGAUACUCUCCGAUUUAAUUCGGCUGCCGUUGCGAUGGCGUCAACUUGCUAGAGCCUGCAUCACUUGUCUCGAUUUUGAUAUCGCUAUUCAGGCUUUUCGUAGACUUAAUGACUGCGGCUCAGUGCUUGUCAUCCAGAAGCUAAAGAAAAUUGAAGAAAAGCAGCUAUUAUAUGGCCACGUUUGCAUGUUUCUUGGAGAUUUCAACCGUGCACAGGAGUUCUUUCUUGCGUCUUCCAAGCCUGAAGCAGCACUAGAGAUGCGCCGUGACCUGUUGCAUUGGGAUGCUGCUCUGCAGUUGGCUCGGAGCCUUCAGCCCCAUGAGGUUCCCUUUAUCAGUCGAGAAUAUGCUUUUGAAUUAGAAUGCGCCGGCGACUACGUUAAUGCUUUGAUGUACUACGAACGAGCGCUGGAACGCCCAGCUAUCAGUGAUAAACAUUUAGACUACAGUAUCUUCGUGGAAGAAGCUAGAGUUCUACUGACCGGUGGCUGUGCUGGUUUUGACGACUGCAAAUCUGACGAGUGGGACGAGCAUGUAGACAUGUGUAAUGCAGGAGUCAUUAGAAAUACCAUUCGUCUUGGCGACUACAAGCGGGGCUUGUCCAUGGUACUGAGAAGUCCCAGCCUAGCUCUUAAAAAGGAGUGUGCAUCUAUUUUGGAGCAAGCACGGCAAUGGAUGGAAGCUGCAGCUCUUCAUGAAGCCACCGGACAGACGGACGCUGCGAUUGCCGUCUACCUCAAAUCGAAAAACUACAAGAAGGCGGGUGAACUUCUGUGCACAACGAAGGCCUCUAGUCAGUUGUACCUAGACUACGCUAAGGCGAGAGAAUCAAGUGGCGCGUAUGUUGAGGCAAUUUCUGCCUACGAAAGUGCCAAAGACUGGGAAUCCGUUGUUCGAUUAACCCUUGAUAAGAUGAACAAUCCCGCCGCCGCAGUGAAGGUAGUCAGAGAGACGAAGUGUGUGGAAGCGGCCAAAACGGUGGCUCAGUACUUCACAAAAGUGGGUGACUUUGCUUCUGCCAUUCAAUUCCUCGUGCUUUCAAAAUGCCACAAUGCUGCAUACGAGCUUGCUUUGAAGCAUCGCAAAAUGGAGGUCUACGCCAACGUGAUAGGUGGGCUUUCUACACUAUUUUCAAAUGCUAGGUACAAACUGAAACGUAAUUGGAGUACAGGCUUUUGCAUCUCGUCCAGUCGUGAACAAUCUCUAACUCUGACGAGGGGGAGGGACGGAUCACCCGAAGAAUAUAAGAGCAUCGCCGUUCACUUUGAGUGCGAACGGAAUUCCCUACUGGCCGGAAAAUUCUUUUUGUACGCCAAGCAAUAUGCGAAAGCGGUGCGCCAUCUCCUCCGAGUGCCCCACUCGGACACCUCAACAGCACUGGACCUGGCCAUAGAGGCCGUGGGCGAAGCAAGAGACAAGAAGUUGACUAACAUGGUGAUUACAUACUUGAUGGGCGAAGCCGAUGGCAUUACAAAGGACUUGCGGCACCUCUUCCGCCUCUACAUGGCACUCCAUCAAUAUCACGACGCCGCUCGCACUGCUGUGGUAGUUGCUCGUGAGGAACAGUCGAAUGGAAAAUAUCGCAACGCUCGCAACCUCCUCUUCUCUAUGGUACAAGAGUUGAGACAACAAAACAUCAAGGUUCCAGCCGAAAUGUUGGAUAACUUAAGCCUCCUUCACUCCUACAUUCUGGCCAAGUUUCAUGUCAACUUUGGCAACCACAUGAUGGCUGCCAGAUUGCUAAUUCGCAUCGCCCAAAAUGUCAGCAAAUUUCCAUUGCACAUCGUGCCGAUUCUGUCGAGCACCGUAAUCGAAUGCCAAAAAGUAAACCUAAAGCACAUGAGUUUUACAUAUGCGUCAAUGCUGCUGCGAAAUGAGUAUAAAGAGAAGAUAGAUCCACGCUACCGCCGUCGAAUCGAGGGCACUGUUCGCCGUCCUGAAAAACUCUCACCAGAAGAAGCAAAGGCACUCAACUCCACCGCCCCUUGUCCCUUCUGCUCUGAUGCUGUGGCCGAGUACGAACUUACCUGCAGCUCCUGUCGAACUCACCUGCCCUACUGCACUCUUACGGGCAAACAUAUCGUAAAAGAGGACUUAACUCUCUGCCCUGGUUGUGAUUUCCCAAUGACGUACACAACUUUAAUGUCUUACAUCGAGAACCACCCGGAUUUCGCUUGUCAGAUGUGCUCAACCCCUCUCGUGAGAGAUCAAAUUCGUCGCCUAGUGGACACCACAGAGAUACUUCUCAGAUGGAACUCUGGACUAAUUGAACCUGAAGUAGGAAUGCAGACACCGACGAUUGCGAGGGACAUAAGCAUUCUAUGUGAUAAAACUCUCGACGAACCGUCUUCAAAUGAUCUCAAAUCAUCCUGA
This is a messenger RNA of Hydatigera taeniaeformis, 4482 nucleotides long. The record is from the annotation of a GenBank genome assembly. NCBI's taxonomy places the organism in Eukaryota, Metazoa, Platyhelminthes, Cestoda, Cyclophyllidea, Taeniidae.